UUUUUAGUCACUGAGAGCAUGAAGAGACCCCAAAAGCAAAUUUCAUUUCUUUCUGUUCUUCAUAUUUGCGAGGGUUUACAAUCUCUCUCUAUGAAUCGCUCGCCGUGAACGCGUUCCCGUCCGAUUCCGGCUCCGAUCUCCGAUCAGUCAAUUUUGCAUGGUACAAGCUCGAAGGAGAUGGCAGCUUCGUCACACAACGUGGAGCUGGAAGCAGCCAAGUUUCUGCACAAGCUCAUUCAGGACUCGACUGAUGAGCCGGCCAAACUCGCCACCAAGCUCUAUGUGAUUCUGCAACACAUGAAGUCGAGCGGCAAGGAGCAUUCCAUGCCGUAUCAAGUGAUUUCGAGGGCCAUGGAGACUGUUAUCAAUCAACAUGGCCUUGAUAUUGAGGCUUUGAAGUCAUCACGCAUUCCGUUGUCUGGCGGAGCUCAAAUAGGGUCUUCUCAGGCUGCUGGAGUUGCCAAAGAUACGGGCUUGGCUGAUACUGAGGUGUCUAAGAUGGACCCAUUUUCUUCAAGCAGACCACCUGUUGGACCUAUCAGUACAGGGCAUGACUAUUAUCAAGGAUCUGCAACUCAUCGAAGUAGUCAGUCUUUUGAUCACGAAAGUCCAUCUAGUUUAGACUCUAGGUCUGCCAAUUCACAGUCCCAAGAGAGGCGUGAUACAGCAAACUUGGACAAGCAGGUGCAUCAAAUGGAUGGGAAGAAAGCCACCACUAAGAGGAAGAGGGGUGAGACUUCUGUACCCACAGAAUCACAACCUGAGAACCCUCAAAAUCUUGAUACUAUAGACAGUGUGGUUAAUACGAGGAAGGGGAAAAUGAGCAAAGGUGAACUACCCCCUGGUUUUUCCAUUAAAGGUGGUGAAAAUGCUAAUUUUAAUAGUGGUCAAAUUGAUAGUUUUACUUCACUAUCUGGAAGCAUGAGACCAAUGGUUAGAGUCAAGCAAGAAGGGCUACAUGGGCAGAUGGAAUUAACAAACAGUAGCAAUGUGGUGUCUCGGGCCGCAAGUGUGAAGCACCCUGAAGAACGUGAAGGUUCCUCUAUUCAUAGUGCUUCAGCUCAGCAGCGUGCUGCUUCCCUACCUCCUACGAAUGAUAUUAUGGGUGUAUGGAGUCAACAUAAACCUGGUUUUCCCUAUGAAAAGUCUCAAGUUCCCAGAUUUUCUUCCCAUGUUGUCCCAGGUAUGACAGCAGAAAUUCUAAUGCAGCAGUCAACAACUCCAUCACCUGGAUCAAGUUCUUUUGGCAAGAAUCAAGGAGGUGUUCCUGGUUCUUCAGGUGCACAUCAAGUAGCAGAACCACCAGCAUUCUCAAGUCCAGUGCACUAUGGUGGUACACUGUCCUCAAUUGGAAAGGCCAUGGAGCAUGAUGGAGGAAAUCCUAACAUGCUAUCUGAUGCAAAUAAAAUAGUUCAGGUUGGCAGGCAAAAUAGUGCAGGAGAAAUGAGUGUUGUGAGAGGUGCAGCUUCUAGAGAUAAUGGUAAAUCUCCUCUUCACGCAGCCUCUGGAUCAUCUGGAAUGCCGUUUAAGGAACAACAGUUAAAACAGCUCAGAGCGCAGUGCCUUGUCUUUUUAGCUUUUAGAAAUGGUUUGAUGCCAAAGAAACUUCACCUUGAAAUCGCUCUCGGAAAUACUUCACCUAAAGAAGAUGGCCCUCAAAAAGAUUUUGUUGAUUACAAAGGAAAAGCACAAUUUUCAAAUGAGCGAAAUAACAAUUCUGAUGCUAGUCUGCCAUUUAGAAGACCUAACCAUGAAACUGAUAAAAGUGCAGUUUCUAGUGGCAAACUCCUGGAGACUGACACCUUGGCAAAAGAAUCUGAGGGCCCAAAAAUGGAGGAAUGUAGUGGCCCACCUCGAGAUCAGGUUUUGCAGAAAGGAGAAGCUGAAACACAACCUCAAGAGACUGUUGCUUCACUGACAUGUUUGACUGUGGCAUCACAGCAUGCUAAUGGAGGUGCAAGACGUGAUUUAACUGUUAACCCUGCAGAAAAUAUAGAAACUGGACAUUUGCAAGUUGGAGGGGCUAACCCAGCAUCUGUAAUGGGUAUGAACAAGCAGAUAUCUGAUAUAACCAGCUGGACAGGGGUUGGCAAUCAAAAUGAAGUUUCCAGAGGACUCUUACCUCCUUCUGCUGGUCAUCCUGAGUUUGGUCCUGAAAGAAAAGAUACCACACCCAGCCAGUUCCAACAUCUUGGUAACAAUGUUUCGGGGAAUCAACAUACUGCCAAUCACCCAGCUUCUUUUGCUUCUCGAGAUCGUUGGAAACCUAUAUCUGCCAUUGCCAAUGAUCAUCACCAAGGAGUUGCAUCAAAGGAUGCUCACCUGAUGCAAAAACAUGUUUCCAAAGAACAAGUAAAGGAGAACAGCCCAGCUUCUAUUGAUUUUCCACCUUCACCAAAGUGCACAAUGUCAGAGAAGUGGAUUAUGGAUAUUCAGAAAAAGAAGCUCAUAAACGAACAAACUUGGACUCUUAAACAUCAAAAAGCAAGGGCUAAAAUUGCCACCUCUUUUCAGUUAAUGGAAAAUGUGAGCUCAUCUGAAGAUAUAUCUGCAAAAACCAAGAGCGUCAUAGAACUGAAGAAGCUGCAACUCUUGGAAUUGCAACGCCGUCUCCGGAGUGAAUUUUUGAAUGAUUUCUUCAAACCAAUCAAUACGGAGAUGGAUCGCGUGAAAUCUUUUAAGAAACAUAGACAUGGUAGGAGGAUAAAGCAACUUGAAAAGUUUGAGCAAAAGAUGAAAGAAGAAAGACAAAAGAGAAUUCAGCAGAGACAAAAGGAAUUUUUUGGGGAGCUAGAGGUUCACAAGGAAAGACUGGAUGAUGCCUUCAAAAUUAAGAGAGAGCGAUGGAAGGGUUUCAAUAAAUAUGCGAAGGAGUUUCACAAAAGGAAGGAACGUGUCCAUCGUGAGAAGAUUGAUAGGAUCCAACGCGAGAAGAUAAACCUGUUGAAGAUUAAUGAUGUGGAGGGGUAUCUACGAAUGGUCCAGGAUGCCAAAUCAGACCGUGUUAAGCAGCUUCUUAAAGAGACAGAGAAAUAUCUUCAAAAGCUUGGAUCCAAGCUACGAGAUGCUAAGGCUUUGGCAAGUAGGUUUGAGCAGGAUAUGGAUGAAAGUGGGAAUGCAAGUGUUGUAGACAAGAGUGAACCUAGUUUGGAAAAUGAAGAUGAAAGUGACCAGGCGAAGCAUUAUUUGGAGAGCAAUGAGAAAUACUAUUUGAUGGCCCAUAGUAUAAAGGAGAGUAUUGCAGAGCAGCCGUCUUAUCUUCAGGGUGGAAAAUUGAGAGAGUACCAAAUGAAUGGCUUAAGGUGGUUGGUGUCUCUAUACAAUAAUCAUUUGAAUGGUAUUCUUGCUGAUGAAAUGGGGCUUGGUAAAACAGUUCAGGUUAUAUCUUUAAUCUGUUACCUGAUGGAAGCAAAAAAUGAUCGAGGACCUUUUCUAGUGGUUGUGCCAUCUUCAGUUCUACCAGGAUGGGAAUCAGAAAUUAACUUUUGGGCCCCUACUAUUAAUAGGAUUGUUUAUUCUGGGUCCCCGGAGGAGAGGCGCAGGCUAUUUAAGGAAAGAAUAGUUCAACAGAAAUUUAAUGUCCUCCUUACUACAUACGAGUAUCUAAUGAAUAAGCAUGACAGACCUAAACUGAGCAAAAUCCACUGGCAUUAUAUAAUAAUUGAUGAAGGCCAUCGCAUAAAGAAUGCUUCCUGCAAGUUAAAUGCUGACUUGAAGCAUUAUCAGAGUUCUCACAGAUUGCUGUUGACUGGAACUCCUCUACAGAAUAAUCUCGAGGAGUUGUGGGCGCUACUGAACUUCUUGUUGCCUAAUAUAUUUAACUCAUCUGAAGAUUUCUCUCAGUGGUUCAAUAAACCAUUUGAAAGUAGUGGUGAUAGCUCAGCUGAUCAAGCCUUAUUAUCUGAGGAGGAGAAUCUAUUGAUCAUAAACCGUCUCCACCAAGUACUUCGACCAUUUGUCCUUCGGAGGCUGAAACAUAAGGUCGAGAAUGAACUACCCGAAAAGAUUGAGAGACUUGUAAGAUGCGAGGCUUCUGGUUAUCAGAAGCUUUUGAUGAAGAGGGUAGAGGAUAAUCUGGGUUCAAUUACUAAUUCAAAGGCCCGGUCAGUGCACAACUCUGUAAUGGAGCUUCGGAAUAUAUGCAACCAUCCAUAUCUCAGCCAACUGCAUGUAGAGGAGGUUGAUAACUUGAUACCGAAGCACUAUCUGCCACCGAUUAUAAGGCUGUGUGGGAAGCUUGAGAUGUUAGACCGGUUACUUCCCAAGCUAAAAGCAACAGAUCAUAGGGUUCUUUUCUUUUCCACAAUGACUAGGCUACUUGAUGUCAUGGAGGAAUAUCUCACUUAUAAGCAGUAUCGGUAUCUUAGGUUGGAUGGACAUACAUCUGGUGGCGAUCGUGGUUCCCUUAUUGAUAUGUUCAAUAAACCAGAUUCUCCUUUUUUCAUAUUUCUUCUCAGCAUUCGAGCUGGUGGUGUUGGUGUAAAUCUUCAAGCUGCAGAUACGGUGAUAAUAUUCGACACGGACUGGAAUCCACAGGUUGAUUUGCAAGCACAGGCAAGGGCUCAUAGAAUUGGCCAGAAGAGGGAUGUUCUUGUUCUUCGAUUUGAAACGGUCCAAACUGUUGAAGAACAAGUUAGAGCUGCAGCUGAGCACAAACUGGGAGUUGCUAAUCAGAGCAUUACUGCUGGUUUCUUUGACAACAAUACAAGUGCGGAAGAUCGAAGAGAAUACCUGGAGUCACUUUUGCGUGAGAAUAAGAAAGAGGAAGCUGCACCUGUGUUGGAUGAUGAUGCAUUAAAUGAUCUCUUAGCUCGCAGUGAGUCAGAAAUUGAUGUCUUUGAAUCUGUGGACAAAAGAAGGCGUGAGGAAGAAAUGGCAUCGUGGAAGAAGUUAGCAUGUGUACAAGGGAAGGAUGGUGCUGAAUCUCUGCCUCCCUUGCCUUCUAGGCUUGUGACAGAGUAUGACUUGAAGGAAUUCUGUGAAGCCAUGAAGAUAUAUGAAGUGCCAAAGACGGAUGUAGUUUCUAAUGUUGGGAUAAAACGGAAGGGUCCGUCUCUGGGGGGACUUGAUACUCAACGAUAUGGAAGGGGAAAACGGGCAAGAGAGGUUCGUUCUUAUGAAGAGCAAUGGACAGAAGAGGAAUUUGAAAGGUUGUGUCAGGCUGAGACACCUGAUUCACCUGAAAAAGUAAAGGAAGAAGUUACAGAAUCAAAUCUACUGAAAGACGAAAGUGGUUCAGGGGUAGCUGUUUAUAAGACAGAACUUCCUGCUCCACCUCCACGAGACUUGCCACCACCAUCUGUUGAGUUACCACAACAAAGCAAAGAGGUAACCCCGCCAGCUAAAAGAGGCCGUGGCAGGCCAAAAAGAGCAACACCAGAUCAAUCAGCAGCUCCUGUUCUUACAGCGCUAGCUGGAACAGUGAAAGUGGAUGCAGGGUUAGAGAUAGGACCGUUGACUAGCUGUGUAACAAAUUCGGCACCAGAUUCAUUACCUGACUCUGUUGAUAUUGAGGGUACUGGUCGAGUUGCAGGACAUACUGAUCUCGUGGCCUCACCUAGCUCUCUUCCAACAGCUCCUAUUCCUUCCAUUACUGCAACUCCUCCCUCCCAAAUGAGUGCUAUUAGCCCUUCUGCACUCACACAAGUAAGAGGAAAAGGUCGGAAAACUAAGAGUGUACAGGAAACACCCCGACGCAGGGGAAAGAAACAGGGGCUAGGAUCACCUGUUUCUGACUCAAAACAAAUUGAGCUUUCACAGAAGACAUCUGAUGAUCCGCUUGAAAAUGAAACUGUUUCUACUAUUUCUGCAGCCCAGAUUACUGCUUCUGGUGCUUUAAAAGGUGCUGAAGGGACCGAUCAUCAAUCUGGUAUUGUGAUGGUUUUGAGUUCUGAGUCCACCCGUCUAGUCCCAGCUGUUGCUCCUUCAUCUCAGCCUUCCCCUACUGUACCAGUGAAUAUGAAACUGCAAAACCCAAAGGGUCAAAGUGGUGUUGGAGCUCCCCGCCGUAGGGGGAAGAAGCAGGUGCAAGCAUCACCUGUCGUUACUGAUGCAUUGGUUAGCCAUGAUCCGACACCAAAUGUGCCUCCACUGGACAAAUCAGGGGAUUCAUGUGGAAGCAAAGACAUAGACGUGAGAAAUAAGCAAGAGGCUGAUGGUUUAGCAGGCUCUGCAUCACAAGAAAGUCCAAACCUAAAAGUGGUUAUGCCUGAAGAUUGCUCAUUUAAACCUAAGAUCGAUAAGAUUUCAGGAGAUGAAGGUUCUGCUACACCAGCUGCUGUAUCAAGUGAGACCAUUCAAGAGGUAAAUAAGAGUCAUACUCCAGAGGAGAAAACUCGUCCAGCAAUCCCAGCAUUGGUUGCUGCAUCUCCUACUUUGAGUCCUUCAAUUGGUUCCCUUCCCGAUUCUACUCCUAUGGAAAGCAUUGGCGAGGAAAAACAUCAUGUUGCUGAGAUUUGUCCCAAUUCUCAGUCAAAGCUUUGCUCUUCUGUUUCUCCUGCUUCUCAGUCUAUCCCUCUUAGCCCCUCCAAACCUUUGGAAGUAAAAAAACAGGGUCGAAAGGCUUCAAGCAGAGCCGAACCACCCCGUCGCCGGGGAAAGAAGCAGGCUUCUGUGGUACAAGCUGUUUCCGAUGGUCCAGCUACUCAAGGUCCAGAAUUAGGUUUUCAGUUGCAGGAUAUGUCUGCUGGUUUGUUAGGGAGUAAGACAGCUGCAUUGGGGAGAAAACAAGGUAUUGAUGGGCAGGAACUGGGUUUAGUUAAUCAAUCCCAGACAAAUCAACCGCAUUUAGUUAGCAGUUUGACUGACUCCGAUUCAAAAAGAAAAGAACACUCAGGUCAUCUUACCCAAAAUAAGCAGCCUAUUAAUUUAUCAUCAACAAUUGACAGUGCUGCUGGAUCCUCUGAGAAGAGUUCUACUCUGGGACGUAUCCAGACUGCUAAUGUAAACGAUGUUGCACGUGUGAUGAAAGAGGUCUUUUCUGGCACACGUUUAUCGAAAGCUAAAAUUUCUGACUCUUUUGGGAGAGAAGGUCGGGCUUCCCCACGUAUACCUGUAUCUGCUAAGACUCCUGUGGACAUGGCUGAAACCCAAAAUCUGGAGGAUAAAUCAUGUUCUGCUGUGGGAUUGAAGUUUUCUGAACCUGAGAUCGGCGAUCUUUCAACUGCCUCCAAGGGAGGCGUGGUGGUUGUUCCAGAAAAGCUCUCUGCGUCCUCCGUAGCAGCUGAAGAAAAAAAGGUAGACUGCUUACCUGUUGCCAGCCUAGUGACAGCGGAGUGUUCAAAAGGGUCUCCAGCUGAAAAGGAUUCUUUGAUGGAUUCUACCAAUACUUCUGGGAGAGUGGCAGAAAUUGAUCAGCCUGUGGUUACAUUGACCAUGGGCAGUGAUAGAGUCAUAGGCUCGUCUGAGGCAAGGCCUGUAGGCAGUUUGAAACCACAGGAGUCAGAACUUGAAUAUAAAGUUAGUGAUGCUGCUCAGGUUUCUGUGACAUUGCCAGAAAAUGUGUUUCCAAAUAUGGAUCAGCCCUUAGUUACCUCAGACAAUGGGUCUGAUAGUGUUGCAGCUUUGUCUGAGCCGGAGCCUCUAGGAGUCUCCAAGUCACCUCAGGAGUCGGACUGUGAAACCAAGGCUGGUGAUACUUCUCAGGUUUGUGAAAUGCUGCCAGAGAAUGUUUCUGGGAACCUUGAUCAGCCUGUGGUUACUUUGACCAUUGGAAAUGAUAGUGUUGUAGGUUUAUUUGAGGCACAGCCUAUGGACAGCUCCAAGCCACCAGAGGAGUUGGAAUCUGCAGCUAAAGUAGUUCAAACUUCUCAUGUUUGUGUGACAAGCACAUAUCAGUCUCCAAUCACCUUGAUCAUGGAGUGCAAUCUUGAAGGCUCUGAGGCAGGUACUAUAGGUAGCUCAAAACCUUCAGAGCCGGUGGAAUGCGAAGCUAUGUGUAAUACUUCUGAAGUUAAUGAGUCAUUGAUGGCAAAUGUGGCACAAAACCUGGAUUUUCAGCCCUCUUCUGAAACAAAAGUUGGUGAUGUUUCUGAGGUUUGUGAGACCUUAACAGAACCUGUGCCUGAAAACGUGAAAACAGAGCCAUCUACAACUGGGCAGGAGUUAAAAUCGGAAGCUAAAUUUGGUGUUGCUUCUCAGGUUUGUGAGACGGUGUCAGAAAUUGUAUCUGAAAACACAGAGUUCCAGCCAUCUUCAAUAGCGCAGGAGUUGGAAACUGAAGACAAAGUUGUUAAUGUUUCUCUGGUUUGUGAGAUGGUGUCAGAAACUGUAUCUGAAAACACGGAUUUGCAGCCAUCUUCAAUAGUGCAGGAGUUGGAAUCUGAAGACAAAGUUGUUAAUGUUUCUCAGGUUUUUGAGACUCUGUUGGAUUCGGUAACUGAAAAAAUGGAUUUGCAGCCGUCUACAACCGUCCAGGAGUCAGAAUCUGAAGCUAGAGAUGGUGAGGCUUCUCAGGUCAUCAAAACAAUGCAGGAAUCUGUAAAUAUUGAUUUGCCAACAGCGGCAACAGAACAUGAAUUGGUAUCUGAAUAUAAAGCUUUUAAGGUGUCUAAAUGUAGUGGUGAAGCAUUGCUAGAGUCUGAAUACAGGAAUUUGCAAACAUCCUCAAUGGCACGUGAGUCAGAAUCUGAAGCAAAAGUAGGUGAUGCGUCUGAGUUUUGUGAGACGUUGCUGGAGUCCGAAAACAUGGAUUUGCAACCAUCUUCAACAGUUUCACUAUCCGAAGCUAAAGUUGGUAAUGAUCCUCAGGUUGUUGGGACAUUCUCCGAGUCUGAAAAAGUGGAUUUGCAGCUGUCUUCAACUGCACAUGAGUCAAAAUCUGAACCUGAAAUUGGUGAUGUUUCUCCAGUUUGUGAGACCUUGCCGGAGUCGGAAAGUGUGAAUCUGCAGCCAUCUUCAACUGUGCAGGAGUCCGAAGCUGGAGCUAACAUUUCUGGGUCUUCUGGGAGAGAGGGUAGCGCUUCCCCUGGUGUACCUGUACCCAGUAUGACUCCAGUGGACUUGGCCGGAAACCAAUGUUCGGAGGAUAAAACAUUUUCUGGUGUGGAAUUGAAGGUUUCUGAAACUGAGAUUGGUGAUUUUUCGAAUGAGUCCAAGGUUGACAUGGUGGUUAUUCCAGAACAUGCAUCUCCGGUGAAUGUUUGCGAGUCUUUACCAUCAAAUGUGACUGAAAACAUGGAUUUCCAGCUCUCUUAUGAAGCUAAAAUUGGUGCUUCUGAGGGUUGUGAGACAUUGACAGAAGUUGUGCCUGAAGACAUGGAUUUGCAGCCAUCUUCAACAAUGCAGGAGUUCGGAUCUGAAUCUAAACUUGGUGGUGCUUGUGAGGUUGGUGAGACAUUGAUGGAAGGUGUUCCGGAUAACAUAGAUUUCCAGCCACCGUCAACAGUGCAGGAGGUGGAAUCUGAAGCUAAAGUUGUUGAUGCUUCUCCGGUUUGUGAGAGAGUGUUGGAAUCUGUACCUGAAAACAUGGAUUUACAUCCAUCUUCUAGAGUGCAGGAGUUGCAGUCUUACAGUCAAGUUAGUGAGACAUUGACAGAAAUUGUGUGCGAAAAACCAUCUUCCACAGUGCAGGCCUUGGAAUCUGAUGCUAAAGUUGGUGAUGCUUCUCAUACUCGUGAGACAGUGCUGGAAUUUGUUUCAGAAAACAUGGAUUUGCAGCCAUCUUUGAAGUCAGAAUCUGAAGCAAAAUUUGGUGUUGUUUCUGAGGAUUGUGGGACGAUAUCAGAAAUUGUAUCUGGAAACAUGGAUUUGCAGCCAUCUUCAACAGUACCUCAGUCCGAAUCUAUAGCUAAAGUUGGUGAGGCUUCUCAGGUUUGCGAGACAUUGCUAGAAUCUGAAUAUAUGGAUUUGCAGCCAUCUUCAACUGCACCAGAAUCUGAAGCUAAAGUUGGUGAACCAUCUCAGAUUUGCGAGACAUCGCUGGAGUCCAAAGAUAUCGAUUUGCAGCCAUCUUCAACUGCACUGGAAUCUGAAGCUAAAGUUGGUGAACUAUCUCAGCGUUUUGGAACAACGCCGGAGUCUAAAGAUAUGGAUUUGCAGCCAUCUUCAGUAGCACAGGAGUCUGAAGCUGAUGCGGAAGUGGGUGAUGAUGUUCCUCAGGUUUGUGAGACAUUGGAGGAGCCUCAAAACGAGAAUUUGCAGCCAUGUUCAACUGCACAUGAAUCUGAAACUAAAGUUGGUGAUGCGUCUCAGGUUUGUAUGACCUCAUCUGAGUCAGAAAAUAUGGAUUUGCAGGCAUCUUCAGCGGCACAGGAGUCUGAAUCUGAUGCGAAAGUGGGAAAUGUUUCUCAGGUAUGUGAGACAUUGCCGGGGCCUGAAAACGUGGACUUGCAGCCAUCUUCAUUAACUGUGCAGGAAUCUGAAGCUAAAGAUGGUGAUGUGUCUCAGGUUUGUGCAACAUUGCCGGAUCUCAAAGACAUGGAUUUGCAGCCAUCUUCUGCGGCUGAGGAGUCUGAAUCUGAUGUGAAAGUGGGCAAUGUUUCUCAGGUCUGUGAGACAUUGCCGGGGCCUGAAAACGUGGAUUUGCAGCCAUCUUCAUUAACUGCACAUGAAUCUGAAGCUAAAGAUGGUGAUGUGUCUCAGGAUUGUGUGACAUCGCCGGAUCUCAAAAACAUGGAUUUGCAGCCAUCUUCUGCGGCAGAGGAUUCUGAAGCUGAUGUGAAAGUGUCUGAUGGUACUCAGGUUUGUGAGACAUCACCGGAGCCUGAAAACAUGGAUUUGCAGCCAUCUCCGACUGCACAGGAAUAUGAAACUAAAGUUGGUGAUGCGUCUCAGUUUUGUGAGACAUUGCUGGAGUCCAAAAACAUGGAUCUGCAGCCAUUUCCAACAGCACAUGAGUCCCAAUCUGAAGCUAUUGUUAUAGAGUCUCAGGUUAGUGAGACAUUGCGAGAAUCUGAAAACAUGGAUUUGCUGCCAUCGUCACCAGCACAGGAGUCAAAAUCUGAAGCCAAAGUUGGUGAUUUUUCUCUGGUUAGUGAGACCUUGCCUGAGCCCGUACAGCUGGAUUUGCAGCCAUCUUUGAGAGCACAUGAGUCGGAAUCUGAAACUAAGAGUGGUGAGGGGUCUCAACUUUGUGAUGCUCCAGAGUCCCAAAACAUGGUUUUGAUAAUGCAAGAGUCUGGCAACAUGGAUUUGCAAGCAUCUUCCGCAGCACUUGAGUCAAAAUCUGACGCUAAAGUUGGUGAUGAUUCUCAAGUUUGUGAGACUUUGCCAAAGUCCGACAACAUGGAAAUGCAGCCUCCUUCGGCAGGACGUGAGUCAGAAAAUGAAGCUAAUGUUGGUGAGGCUUCUCAGGUCUGUGGGACAGUGCCAGAGUCUGUUAACAUGGAUUUCCAAUCUUCAUCAAGAGCACAGGAGGCUGAAACUGAAGCUAAAGUGGGUGAUGUUUCCCAAGUCUCUGAGAUAUUGCCAGAAAAUACGCCCGAAAUCAUGGAUAUGCCACCAUCAGCAGUAGCGCAGGAGGUUGAAGAUGUGAAGUCCACUUCUGAGGAACCAGUCGGUAGCUCAGUGGCACGAGCUGAAGUCUCAUCGGAGGAACCUGUCGGUAACUCAGUGGCACCGCCAGAAGCCGAGUGAGUGUAUAGCCUGAGUACUUUGUACAGCUUGUUAGAGCAGAAAUAUGUAAUAUAAAUCUAUUCAGUAUCUAAGGAUUGAUGUACCCUUGAUUCUUAUGGGUAUUAUACGCUAUUCAGUUAUCGAGUAGAGUAGAUACCUGUUAUUCCCUGCUGGGUUACAAAUUAGUAUUUCAAAUGAAGCUAAAUUUUAUUCAUCA
Molecule: messenger RNA, 11770 nt
Organism: Argentina anserina (silverweed cinquefoil)
Lineage: Eukaryota; Viridiplantae; Streptophyta; Magnoliopsida; Rosales; Rosaceae
Product: chromatin structure-remodeling complex protein SYD
Exons: 35
Coding region: 178-11574 (3798 amino acids)
Biological process (GO): positive regulation of transcription by RNA polymerase II
Cellular component (GO): nucleus
Molecular function (GO): ATP binding; histone binding; ATP-dependent chromatin remodeler activity
Source: RefSeq, a predicted model, not a curated record